CAAUGGCAAAGAUGGUAAGAAGAAAGUGUGCAUUUUGUCGAGAUGAUGAAGAGAGUGCGAUUAUGUACAUUGCUGAAGGACAGAAUCUUGCAGUUCAUCAGAAUUGUUUGUUAUUUUCUUCAGGAUUUGUGGAAUCAGAAGAACAGAAGCCUGGGGAUCUUGAUAAAAGGUUUGACGUGGCUUCAGUAAUGAGUGAAAUAAAGAGAGGAAGGAAGCUGCGGUGCAAGUUCUGUCAUACGAAGGGAGCAACCAUUGGAUGCGAGAUCCAAACUUGUCGCAAAAGUUACCAUUAUUUGUGUGCCUUUUGUGAUGCUGCUUCAGUCAAAUAUGAAGAGCCAGGACUCUACCGUGUGUUCUGCCAAAAACACAUUCCAGUCGAGGGACGCAGUUUUAAUGAUGAAAACAGUAAGAAAGAAAUGCUCCUGACCCCGACAGAAUCUUCCUCCACUACAACCAAAAUGAAUGAUGAGACAGUUGGGGAAGAGAACAUGGAAGUCCUCAGUGAAAAACAUGACCAACACAAAGAAAGGAUAGAAUUUUUAAAGAAGUGUAAGCAGGCUGGAAUUCUGGCUGAAAUCUUUGAGAAAAUGUUAAACACUCUUCAUCUGGCUCAGGAAAAGCUGACAAAAGACAAUACUUCAGAAGCAGAGUAUGAAGAAACAGUCAUGUCACUUUUUGAUUGUGGUCUCUUUGAAAAUAUUCUUAGAGUGGCUUAUUCAGGAACAGAGAGAAAAAUUCAAGAACUAAUGAAUACACGGGAAAGACUGGAUACUCAGAUUGAACUUUUAAGAAAUUUAAAAGAAAUACCACUUCCUGUCUCAGAAGACACAGAUUAAUACUUUAAGUACUGUCUCUGAAUAACCCACCACGAUUAAAAUGAUCAUUGAUUUUUUUUCCAGGUCACUUUUAUACAGGUUAACUGUUGUUUUUCCAUUUUUACAGUUGAGACCUUUUUGAUCUAGCCAAUGUUUUACCAUUAGUUUUAAAUUGGAAUGUAUACUUCCAGGAUUAUAGCUUCAAAUACCUUCCACUAGAUGAAAAUUCAUGGAAGAAAGUGAGUGAAUUCAUCAUAUGCACUUCAUUUGCAAUGGUAAUAACAUACCUCUGUAAAUCACUCUGGUUUUGCUUUACGGUUAUCUUACAGUAGAGCUACCAGUGGGUUAGGAUGAUCACUAGAGGAUAGCAAAGUAAGACCAAUACCCAAGACUUUCCUGCCACUUAAUGGUCAUUCAGGUUUUGCAAUUCAGACUUGUAGUGUAUCUGAGUGUAUAUAAUAUCUCUUAUCAUAUACACUCAUUUAACUUCCCAAAGAAACUGCCCUUCCUGCUUCAUGUUUUACUAGACAGAUUGUGCAGAGAUAUACACUUAUUGUUAACUAUGUUAAUGAGGCCAAUCUACAUAAAUUUCAGAAGGUUGUUUCACAUCAUGUAAAAUAUUUCAGCAAACCUGCCUGUCAGGUCCCCAAAUCCUUGUUUUUCUUGCAUAUAUACUGUUGUUCUCAUUUUGGGGCCUGCCAUUCUGCUGGGGGAGGGGUAUACAGUGUAUCCCUCCAUUAUCCAUUUUUUCCAGGUUUUAUUAAUUGUAAGACGGCAGUGCGGUGAUUUAAAAAAUAAAUUACUGAAUGUUGGACUGCU
This is a messenger RNA of Protobothrops mucrosquamatus (brown spotted pit viper), 1634 nucleotides long. RefSeq names its product PHD finger protein 11 (gene PHF11). The record is from RefSeq and is a predicted model, not a curated record. The transcript has 9 exons. Gene Ontology annotation, cellular component: nucleus. Gene Ontology annotation, molecular function: histone binding; histone deacetylase binding. Lineage: Eukaryota; Metazoa; Chordata; Lepidosauria; Squamata; Viperidae. The coding region runs from base 3 to 836 and encodes 277 amino acids.